Exophiala viscosa is the source of this 2383-nucleotide messenger RNA. Its product is annotated as permease for cytosine/purines, uracil, thiamine, allantoin-domain-containing protein. Gene Ontology annotation, molecular function: nucleobase transmembrane transporter activity. NCBI's taxonomy places the organism in Eukaryota, Fungi, Ascomycota, Eurotiomycetes, Chaetothyriales, Herpotrichiellaceae. The record is from RefSeq and is a predicted model, not a curated record. The coding region runs from base 291 to 2162 and encodes 623 amino acids. Gene Ontology annotation, cellular component: plasma membrane. Gene Ontology annotation, biological process: transmembrane transport; nucleobase transport. The transcript is spliced from 3 exons.
AACUUUCAUUCGAUGGCAGCUUGGACCUCCAUCCAUACAGAUUCGAGCUUGACCCUUAUCUAGCAGAUCAGAACAUGUGGAUCGACAGUGGACACUGGGCUGCUCGCCACUAUACCCUAUAUCGGUCGUAUUACCCUGUCUCGAACGCAUCAUCCUCGCGCGACUAACCUUGUAGUGCUGCAUGGCCUGACGUUCGCCUGGGAAAGAAUAUAUUCCGGGGUCUUGUCCUCCCAAACACGUCCGAGAUCUUACUUUCCUCAGAGAUUGUUCCUGAGGAUACCAUCGUCAGGAUGUCCAAGUACGUGACAAAUUACAUCCCUAGCGGCGCGACCGUCAAGGCGCGCGCUACCACGCUCAGCGCAUGGGAGCUUCCCAAGCAAGAUUCGGCUUUGGCGCCUCCAGAAGUAUGGACCAAUGCUGAUAUGGACCCUGUGCCUCCAAAGUACCAGACUUGGACCCUCUGGACUUGGAUGGCUUAUUGGGCGACUGACACCAUCAACCUGGGUACUUGGGAAACCGCCUCGUCCGUCAUCGCCGUCGGCUUGAACUGGCGCGAUGCUAUUCCCAUCAUGGUUGUCGGUACCUCCUGCGUUGCUGUCCCUAUGGUCCUCAACGGUGCUAUCGGAGCGAAAUUGCACAUCCCCUUCUCGGUCAUCGUCAGAUCAAGCUUCGGUUACUACUUUGGUUACUUCUGCAUCUUCUCCCGUUGUGUCCUGGCCUGUUUCUGGCUCGGUAUCCAAGGCGCGAACGGUGCGCAGUGUAUCACCAUCAUGCUUACUGCUAUCUGGCCCUCUUAUGCACACAUCAAGAAUCAACUUCCAACCAGUGCGGGCAUUACCACUCAGGGUAUGGUCAGCUACUUCUUGUUUUGGAUCAUUCAACUUCCCCUUCUUCUCAUCCCACCCACCAGGCUUCGCUGGCUAUUUCUCAUCAAGCUUGUGGCUGCACCAGUGACCGCGCUCGCCACACUUGGCUGGAUCGUUCACAAGGCGGGUGGUGGAGGUGCGAUCUUCAGCCAACGAGAAACUGUCCACGGCAGCGCUCGAGCUUGGCUGUGGCUUUCGUGCAUGUCUUCAGUGACUGGUAGCUGGGCGACAUUGGCGUGCAACAUCCCCGACUUCAGCCGUUAUGCCCGGUCGUCAAAGGGCCAGUAUGUCCAACUUCCCUUCCUGCCCGCCAUCUUCACCGUCUGCGGCGUCAUGGGAAUUGUCACGACGUCUGCCUCGUACGUUGUUUACGGCACCUUUCUAUGGAAUCCACUCGAUAUCAUCGACCAUUGGUUGGGUAGCAAGGGUGGUCGCGCUGCCGCCUUCUUCGCCGCUCUUUCCUGGUACAUUGCUCAAGUCGGCACCAAUAUCACCGCAAACAGUAUCUCCGCUGCCAACGACAUGACCGUGAUGUGCCCCAGAUUCAUCAACAUUAAGCGCGGAUGCAUCCUUGCCGCCAUCAUCGGUGGUUGGGUCAUCGUGCCCUGGAAGAUCUUGAGCUCUGCCUCGACGUUUUUGGCUUUCAUGGGUGGUUAUGCGGUUUUUUUGGCCCCCAUGGCCGGAAUCAUUGCCUCGGACUACUGGAUCGUCAAGCGCCAACAUAUUGAUGUCCCAGCUUUGUAUGACCCUAACGGUCGCUACAGGUACAAUAGCACAGGCAUUAACUGGCGUGCCCUGCUGGCGUUCUUGUGCGCCAUUGGCCCUUGCUUGCCUGGUCUGGCUUACAGUAUCAACGCUACCGGAACUCACAUUUCGAGUGGCGCGAAGCAUUUGUACACAUUUGACUGGCUCUAUGGAUUUGUUACGAGCAUUGUCAUCUACUCUGUCACCAGCUUGAUCUGGAAGCCCUCGGCUACCCUUGUGUCCAAGACGGUCUAUGGCGUCCCACAAGACCCUGUCGAUGAGGAACAAUAUGCGGAGAAGUACGAUGAAAGGGUGCUCAGGCGGGACAGCCUCGUGGGUGACCCGAAAGGGUUCUCCAAUGUAGGUGGCAUUGACAGCAUGGCGAGUGCCCUGAAACUCCGAAAGAGUGUUGAUGAGACUGCCAGGGACAGCGUUGAGGUGAGGCGGAGUCAGGCUCAGCAAGGGGGUCAAGGUCCUCAUGCGCCUGGUACCGUUCCUUCUCAUCUCCGAGGCGUUGACCAGGAACUUAUAUACGAGAAGGUGGUGGUUUAGACACAACUAAGCACGAAAUGAUGAACGGGUAGUGUGUCAUGAUAUGGUGAAGGAAGAUUGUAAUCAAGAGAGAUCAAACGACGAUACCCGUGGAUGUACCUAGGUACCUCUACAAGGCAGCGGAUAAGGGAGUUAGGAAAAGGAGUCCUCCAACCACACCUUCAUAAGGUGUUUGACGUCAAAUCAGGUACUAUUUUAGCAACUACUGCCACUUCUUCUUU